Messenger RNA from Pogoniulus pusillus (Red-fronted tinkerbird), 6264 nucleotides. RefSeq names its product BCL2 interacting protein 2 (gene BNIP2). Gene Ontology annotation, biological process: apoptotic process. Gene Ontology annotation, cellular component: cytoplasm. The record is from RefSeq and is a predicted model, not a curated record. The transcript has 12 exons. NCBI's taxonomy places the organism in Eukaryota, Metazoa, Chordata, Aves, Piciformes, Lybiidae. Bases 390 to 1349 code for a protein of 319 amino acids.
GUCCCGGCCCCAGCGCGCAGGCUCUGACGCCGGGGGCGGAGGGCCGCAGUCACGUGAGCCGGGCGCCUAUGCGCUUCCGGGUGAGCGCCGUACGCGGGGAGAGCGCUCCGCGGCGGGGAGCGGGCCAGGCCGCGGCCUGCACCCUUCUGCUUUCGUCCGUCUCUCGCCAGAGCCAAUACAGUCAGGAGCAUCGUCUGGCUUGGACUUGUAUGUCAGCAGAAUGGUUUAUUGUGUUUCGUUAUUGGAGAUUCCUUAUUGCUGGUGAUGGGUGAGCCUGAGAAAACACAGCUUGACUUGCACUUCAUAGGCUCCUUUUCAGCCCACUGUCCUGAAGACAAGAGGUUCUGGCUGAUCAGGAGUCUCUACUAGCAGUUCAAGUUGGCUGGAGAAUGGAAGGUGUUGAGUUUAAGGAAGAAUGGCAAGAUGAAGAUUUCCCAAGGCCCCUUCCAGAGGAUGAUCCUGUUGAGUCAGAUAUAUUGGCUGCAGCUGGAACAGAAAGUGAAGCUGAGGUUAAAGGAACCAAAGUGAGAAAGAAGCUAAUGGCUCCAGAUAUUAGCUUAAAUUUGGAUCACAGUGAAAAAUCUAUUUUGUCUGAUGAAAGUGAAGAGAUUGAUUUGGAUGAUAUAGAUACUCCUUCAGAGAAUAGCAAUGAGUUUGAAUGGGAAGAUGAUCUUCCAAAACCGAAAACUACUGAUGUUGUUAGGAAAGGAUCACUUACUGAAUACACUCCAGAAGAGGAGAAAGAUGAUGGUCGACGCUGGCGUAUGUUUAGGAUCGGAGAACAGGACCAUAGGGUGGACAUGAAGGCAAUUGAACCAUACAAAAAAGUUAUUAGUCAUGGGGGUUAUUAUGGUGAUGGGUUAAAUGCCAUUGUCGUGUUUGCUGUUUGCUUUAUGCCUGAAAGCAGCCAGCCUAACUACAGAUACCUAAUGGACAAUCUAUUUAAGUAUGUAAUUGGCACUUUAGAGCUGUUAGUAGCAGAGAACUAUAUGAUAGUUUACCUGAAUGGUGCAACAACACGGAGAAAAAUGCCAAGUUUAGGCUGGCUCAGGAAAUGUUAUCAGCAAAUUGAUAGACGGUUAAGAAAAAACCUGAAAUCGUUAAUUAUAGUUCAUCCUUCUUGGUUCAUCAGAACACUUCUGGCCAUCACAAAACCUUUUAUUAGCUCAAAAUUCAGCCAAAAAAUUAGAUACGUCUUUACCCUGGCAGAACUAGCUGAACUCAUCCCCAUGGAAUACGUUGGCAUCCCAGAAUGCAUAAAACAGUAUGAAGAAGAAAAGUUUAGAAAGAAACAGAAAAGAGUUGACCAAGAGCUGAAUGGAAAACAAGAGCAGAAAAGUGAUCAGUAAGUUUGGAGUGAAAACAAGACUGAAGAAUAUGCAGAUGGAAUGCUGGUGGUUUUGCUCCAUUUACAAUGCAUUCUCUGUGUGCGUGUAUCAUAUAAUGUCUUGCAAAAGGUGCUUAACUUCUCUGGACUAGCAGGCAGUGGACUGCUUACUGCUGUAUUGGUUUGUCUUGACUUCAAUAGCAAUGUUCAUGUAAUCAUUUUAUACUGCUAAAUGUCAACCCCGCCCUGUUUCCAGAGGAUGUCCUUGCAGUUGUUUAUCUGUAUGAUGCAUGUUCUUCAGUGAAAUAUUUAUAUACCUAAAUGUUAAAGGAAAGAGAUAAUAUAUAUUUUUAUGACUGAGCAAUAUAUUGUGUACCUGCUGAAGGAAUUCAUUUGCAGGUAGACAAGGCCAUAAGUUACUUGUAUAAAUGUGUUACGCUGUAGAUGGUCAAGUGCAUUUCUUUUGUCACAGAAACCUUAAUUUGUUCGGAUAUUAACAACCACAUACAAUGUAGUCUUUCACAAGUGUGGAGAUCCUUAUUUCUUUUGUUCACUUAAUACAAGCCGUACUCAUUUACCUCACUAGAGUGAGUAAUAAGGUCAGAGCUGGAGCUUUGAUAUCUUUUAGUCCAUUUUUCUGAAUGCAAAACUGCAGUUCUGUGAACUUCAGUCUACUGGUCAAAGGGUUUGUGCCUAAGCCAUAACAGAAGCUGAACUCUGAAUGACUAGUAAGAUAUCCAACUUUUCUCAAUCUCAGUUGUGAAUUUAGAUUUUGCUUCAGUGAUUCAAGGCUGUCUCAACUGACAGUAGGAGUUAAAUAAUUGCAGCUCUUGGGGGAUGAGUAUCAUUUGCCACCAGUAUGAGCUCUGGUCAUACUCGGAGCUUGGGAGUCACACAGGCGCUCUAGCUGUGAUAUCAAUUGUUUGCAGAGGUAUGGUGAGUCUUGCACUACCUGUGUCAUCCUUGUAGAUGAAACCUCCAUUUCCAAAACUUAGUUUAGCAUGUAUCACCACUAAUUUCACUUAAAAAAGGAGUGGGUGUUUUUUCCUCCACUAAAUGGUAGCAAUCUUGCCUGUAAGAGGGGUUCUUGGAUGCAUAACUAGUGUCGACAGAUUUAUCAGGGCAACAAAUAAUGCACUGGUUGAUGUGUUGUAAAAAUUUGUGGUAUCUUCUGAUAGUCCUUGCAAUUUCCCUGUAAGGACAGGUGCAUGCAAAAGCAUUCAGGAGUUGAGCAAUAUAAUAUUGUAGCAAAUAUAGUAAGUCUUUCUUUUUUUUACUGUGCUCAUGAUUUUGUCCUAAUGCCAAAAAUAGCACUUCACAAUUACACUAGAAGUUAGUGUGUAAGACAGUUCUCUUAGUUAAAAAAAACCAAAGCAGUUGUGUUCAAUCAUAUUACUAAUGGGCACUGAUAAAUAGCAGCUGAGGUAGUUAUAUGGUCAAGGCUUAUUACCAAUUAAUAGUCUACUACUGUGUCUGAUGAUACAUGUAUAGACUCUGAGAGCAUAUUUGAGUCAGAUGAGGGCAAAUUGCCCCUAUCUCAGAGUUUGAGUCUGCAAUUCAGAGACUUUAAUCUCAAGAUCUAUGUACUUGUGUUUAUAGUAGCUUCUGCAUCACAAUUUCAGAGAUUAAUAUGCAGGGUGUUCUCUUUCAGUAGGCAGUGCUAAUUUCAAGUUGCCUUGCAUUGAUUUCAUCAGGUUUAGAUCUUGCUCUGAAAGCAGAACACAAAUGUGAAUGGUUUCUUUGAGGGUGUCUUAUGUCUUGCUUCAAUUUCAGUGUUGAACCAGAUUAAUGUAAAGUUUCAGUCAGUGAAUUGGGCACUCGGUUUGCUUCUGAUACUUGCCAGUGUAAUGUGUAUGCAAACUUUCCUGAUUUUUACCAAUUUUCUGUGGGUUCUAAGCUAGAUGCUAAGUGCUGUGAUCAUCUCAUUUCUAUUUUUUCCUAAUUAAGGUAUUCUUGUCAGUAAAACCAUAUUUUUUAGUGGAAGGAUUGUAGUUCUGCAUGUCCUGUUGCUUCCUAUGUGUAUGGAGCAAUGCAGAGUAACUAGUCCCCUGCAUAGGCUGUUGUAUCUACUGAUGAGAUAGGUACUGUUUCUUUUCUGGUGGCCAAGUGGUUCUGUAGUUUCAUGCUGCAGCAGUGCUCUCUUUUGGGAAUGUGCAUGUGUUUCCUGAGUGGUUUAUUUCUCCAACGUAAGUUGUUGUGAAUGAAUGUGCAGUACAACAGUUCCGCCUUUAAAGAUCUACAGCUUGAGAAAGGUGUACUAAAGAAGUGUUCCACUCUGACCUUUUGUAGCUCAUCAUCUAAUGGUGAGGUGGAUGCUUACAAAAAGCAAAGAGGUCCCAACGUUGUCUUGAAUACAAAUGGGUAUCUUUUUGUCAAACUCAUCUCUUCUGAAAUCUGUAAAAAUAAAAAGAUAUUUUAAUAUUUAAAACCAUGAGUAGUGGGAAUGUCAUACUUUUAUUGAAGUUACUUUAAAACCUGAAUUACUUUGUGAUAAGCCACAGCACUGCAGGGCAUUCAUCAUUCAAUGGCACUUCCUUUUAACAGUACAACUCAUGUUGCUAGAACGCAGUUCGAGCCCUGUCAGAAAAGAAUUUAAUGAGUCACUAAUUUAUCUUUGAUUUGGAUAUUUCAGUAGUUAUAUAUAUGUUAACAACUGAAAGAGAUGUUUUGGGACCAGUGGCCUUUCUCUGUGUGGAUGUGACAUUUUGUAAAUCCAUUUCUACAAGAUAAGUGUUCAGAAGUGACAAAGUGUUUGGAGAAAGUGUCAUUACAACCUAAAAUGACCAGAUUACUUGGAUGUUGUGAGUAGAAUGGCAAAGCCAUGUUGUGUUGGAAAGCAGUGGAAAUGGGUACAUAGGAAUUUAGUGCCUAGUAAGAUGGAAGGCUUGGAGGAUCUGGGAUGUUAAAAUGGAGAGAUUUUUUGUUUCAAAAAGUCUAGUUUGAACAGUAUGUAACCUUGUUCGUAACAAGCAGCUUAGUGUAGAGUGUUUUUCCUUAAUUUUGAGUGAACAGGGGAAGAACAGGACUCCUUGCUGUCAGAAACUUGGACCUCAGAAACAGUAGUUAAAUUCUAAAUUGCACUCUGCAUAGCCUGUAUUUGUUUGCAUGUUUCAGCAAGUUUGUUGCAUCAUAGCUUAAGCGCUCUGAUGACAUCUUGUGACCUUUCACCAGUUAGUUUGUGUCAGACUUCAAGAUUAGAUUACAUAGUGGUAAUGAACUCUAUGAAAUUACCUUGAAGUGUGUCAUAGGGAGGAGAAGGUGGCAUUGGUCCUAGUCAUAUGUCACCUUCACUGAUGCCUUCUACUGAAAUGUUGUUGGUUAACAAAGUAAUGGAACUACAUUGCAAAUAGGCACUUUCAAAACAAAAUCUGUCACGAGAAAUUAGUUUCUUGGUGAGAAGUGGUUUUCUUCUAGUGUCAAGUUUUUGUCUGUGUAUCCCACAGAUUUAUACAGUAUUUAUUACAAAGAAGGAUGACUUAAAUGCAUCUCUUUAAAAAGCUGUUGUCUUUGGAGAUGUAUUUAAUUCUCAAGUCAUUCCGGUUUCCCUCACUGAAGUCUCAUACACAGAGCAGAGGGAUAAAGCUUGCAUGCUUUUUGUAAACACAAGUCUUACAAAGCUUGCGUUGGGAACUCUUAUUCAGUCCUUGUGGAUGCAGGUCAUUCUCUAGAGGAUUCGUGUCAUGGGUUGUUUGAGAUGCUUGAAAUAAAUGCUUUAAUGACACCUUUAAAAGAUACUUGGGUUUAGUCAGAGUAGCACUCUAAAAUACAAAGAAUGGUUAAAUAUUCCUAUUCUGAAAGAUAGAUUUUUGUAGUUUCCUAACUUCAGAGCUCUGAACUGAACUACAUUGUUUCCCUUAUCACAUUGUUUUUUUCUCCUGUGUUGAGCUAACAAGAAAAAAAAGGGCAUUUGUGGCACAAAGAGGGUGCAGUCAUGUUACAGUUUUUCAUUAUUCCCUACAGACAUGACUAAAAUGGGUGAAAUUAAAACCAUUCUUUGUUCAAAUCUCUCUUGUUUUGACAUUUUCACUGCCUGGAUGACUCUGAUGUGAACACACGGAGUUCUGGGGUUUUUGUUUGUAGGUUGUUCAGUUUAAUGUGGUUUUGUGGUUUUUUUGGUGAUGUUUUCUGUUGAUUUUGUGGUUUUGUUUUGGGUGUGGGUUUUUGUUUGUUUAGGUGUUCUGAUUUUUCUCAUUAGUGUUUUUUUUUUUUUAACAUUAAACAUGAUCUGGGGAGAAGCUGCUGGAUUCAAAAAGUCAAGUCUUGGUUAACAUGCUCCUUAACUCUAGCUUGCUCAGCUGCUAGUUAAUAUUAUGGCAUGGAAUUCCAGAUUAAUAGUUACAAAAAAUAUUAUUGAAAGACAGAUGCAUACUUUCCCAGUGACUGCAGUUCUGCAGUGUUUCCUGCUUGGUCAUCUGAACAAAGCCUUUUUAUCGGAAGAAAACGGUAGAUACAAGGAUUAAGACAUUGUAGUUAUCAAUAGAGGUUCAGGGAUGUUAAAGUGGAGAACUUUUGGUUCUAAAAAGCGUACAAGUAGUUAGGAUAAUGUGUAACCUCAUUCCUAACAAUGCAGGCUGGCAUUUUGUGUGAUACAGGAAAUGUGCUUUGUUUAACAAAAUGGAGCUGCAGUAGUCAUGCAGAAAUAUAGGUUGUGAAUCGUCUAAGAUAUAACUGGCUUUAAAUGGCUAUUAAUAUUUUUCACUGUUGUGGCUGUUUCCUGUUGUCCCUUUAAAGCUAUGCUAAGUUCAAGGCUCCACACCUACCUCUUAAGAAUGCUAUGAUCCUUUCUUUUUAAAUGAGCUUGUUUCCUGUUUGCUCCAAAGAGUCAUGGAGUAAUAUGAUAAAUGUAUUUCUCAAUGUCCUAGCUAUUAAUACUUAUGGGAAACAUUUUAACUGGGGGGAAGAAAUAAAUGUUGUAUGCAAUAAUUACCUUUGGAAAA